This is a messenger RNA of Vavraia culicis subsp. floridensis, 1328 nucleotides long. RefSeq lists its product as uncharacterized. Gene Ontology annotation, biological process: UDP-glucose transmembrane transport. The transcript has a single exon. The record is from RefSeq and is a predicted model, not a curated record. The coding region runs from base 1 to 1281 and encodes 426 amino acids. NCBI's taxonomy places the organism in Eukaryota, Fungi, Microsporidia, Pleistophoridae. Gene Ontology annotation, cellular component: endoplasmic reticulum-Golgi intermediate compartment; cis-Golgi network; Golgi apparatus. Gene Ontology annotation, molecular function: antiporter activity.
AUGAACACCCUCAUCAUAUCAUACGUACUGCUCUACUACAUCGCAUCAAUUACCCUGGGUUUUUCCACAUCGUAUUUGCUCUCCAAGUCGAGCUAUCAUUUCAGGUACCCGCUGUUCUUCAGCACGGUGCAGAAUUUCGUGCAUUUUGUGAUGGCUAAGAUCGUGUUGAGGAUGAGGAAGGGAUUGGUUGAGGGUGCUGCUGAUGGGUGUUGCGGGUGCGGGGGAUGUAAGUGUGGGAGUGAAGGGUGGGGUGGAGAUACGGGGAGUGGAACUGUUGGGGAUGGCAGUGAGAACGGUGAAGAAGGAAAAAAGAAUGUGGCCGCUAAACAGGGCCUGUUGUUCGUAUCAAACGGUGUGUUAAAGCAAUGCGGUGAGAUUGGGGACAAGGACUUGAUCGUGUUUUACGAGGAACAUGAGAGAAUUGAUGGAUGGGGGAGGAGAAAUAGGUUGAGAAGGGAUGGUAGGGGGGGUAGUAAUGGGAAGGGUGAGGAUUUGAGUGUUGGCAGGGACAGCACCGGCAAUACAACAGAUAACGAAACAAAUAACAAAACAAAUAACGAACACAGAGCAGCACACAACCACAUGCUCGUGCCGGGUACGUGCCGCAAGCAUGCCACAGUCCUAAACUGCAUAAAUACGCUGCCAUGCACCCUUACGGGUGCACUGGACAUCUCACUAAGCACGUACUCCCUAACAAACGUAUCAUUCGCUCUGUACACAAUGGUGAAGAGCAGCUCUCCAAUAUUCAUCCUGCUCUCCUCUUUCGUUCUCAACAACGAGCCCGUCUCAUUCCGCACAUUCUUCAUCAUCUUCCUGAUCGGCCUGGGCACCUUCCUCAUCACAUUCUCCCACGACACGCUCAACCUCCCGCAGGUACUGCCCAUCCUGUUCGCAUCCCUCAUAUCGGGCAUACGCUGGUCGCUCAUCCAGCGCUACCUCUCAGCACACACCAACAUCUUCACAUUCAUCGCAACCAUCAACCUAAACAUCUCUGCCAUCCUGCUCAUCCUCGCCAUAUACAUGGAGGGCCUGCCCAUACUCAACAUGCACUCAUUCUCUCUGAUUGUAACGCUCUCCGUUAUUUCAUUCUUUCUUGUUUGGAGUGAAUAUACGAUACUGAAGUGCUUUAGCUGCGUGUUUCUGUGUGUGCUAGGCAUUGUCAAGGAGAUGAGCAUUGUGGUGGUGAGCGUGUACAUGGGGAAGGUGCGGCUGGAGGGCGUUAAUUGGAUUGGGUUGGUGCUGAGUAUGAGCGGGUUGUUGAUGUAUGGGGUGAAGAAGUGAUGAGGAGGAAAGAUGAGGAGGAAUGAUGAGGAGGAAAGAUGAGGAGG